AUGAAGGAGCAGCCCAGCCGUAAGGCUGGCACGCUAAUAGACAAAAACGUGUUUGGAUUUUUCAAGCAUUUUAUCAACGAAGAUGAUAAAGUGCGAGUCCAGGGUGCCUGCAGUCUGAUCGAAUUUCUAUGCAAAGAUUCGCAUCGCAAACCUAACGUCACCAAUGGUGCAGAUGAGAAACCCAAUCCGAAAACUGCCGAAACGGCGUAUGCUCUUAAACGUCUAGUUCGUGGUGUGGGGUCGUCACAAAAUGCGUCUCGAAUAGGUUUUUUUACUGGGCUUGUCGGUCUGUUGGGGCAGCUAAAGAACAAGAAAGACUGUCCCACUGUUACGGACCUGCUGACACUCGUAGGAUCAGAGCUAAAUGAUUCAGAAUGUGGAAUCGGUAGGACAAAAGCUAAAAAAAAUAAUGCUCGCUUUGAGCUGCGCGCCGGCAACGUUCUGGUUUGUGGAGCGAUAAUCAAAUCUGGCCUGAUCGAAAAUGCAUCUGAGAUGGAGUUGCAAAAGGUUCUCGAUGCGCUGAAAAACGACAUGUACAAAUCACUUAAACCACUAGCGUACACGUUUUUGAGUGAUCUCGCGUCACGGCUCGACUCGUCCAAGUUCUCCAAAGUGUUCUGGCCGGUGUUUGAACCGUUUCUGAAUGUUUCGAAGGAAAUGCACUCGCUAGAUUCUCUGUUCUUCUUGUUGCAGCUUUCUACUGGCACCCACAAGAAGCUGGUAAAUCAUAAGUACUUUGAACGGAAUUUCGGCGUUUCCAAAUUGCUCCACGAAGGCAACUUUCCGUAUCUGUCGAGUUUACUGUUCGGCAUCGAUUCCGCAAUGGCGAUUAAUCAUCCUUUUCUCAAUUGUUUGCUCGAGUUUCUGAACAAAGAAGACAUGAUGGUAGUAUUUUGGCGAGAUGCAAUUGUCCCCGUGUUGGAAAAGGAGGGGGAACACAGACCAAAAUUUACCGACACCAUCGCGCUACGGCUGAUGAUCUCAAUUCUUGGUCAACUAAAGAACCUGGCGGACGUACCGGAAGUGCUGCAACCAGCAGUAAUGAAAUUUUUCUUGUCCAAGCUGAAAAACCGAACUAAGUACAGUGAAGACUCACAGAACCUGUACCAAGAAGUAUGCGUAGCCUUAGCCGAAUGUUAUCCGAAGAUGGAGGACGAGAAUGUCCGACUGGCUACGAUUCGCCGACUGAUGCAAGCACCUAGUAGCGUGUUGAUCGAUAAAUACGCUCCAUGCAAAUUGCUGCUCAACCUGAUCGUAACAUUGUCAGCUGAAAGCCUUCGUGAAUUAGGCGACGAAUUGAAGUUACUAAUAUUGGACGAAUCAACUGGCACGAACGCGGAGCGUACGUACGCGGCACAAAUUCUGCAACGGAUACUAUCUCUUCGUCAAUUGACGGCAGAAGCGAACGGUAAAGGGCAGAUUGAUAGAUGGCAUCUACAAAUGGUGCAAUUUUUGCUCAAUCUCGGUGUGUUCUAUUCUGCGGAUGGAGUGAGUGUGUUGAAAUCCUCCAAACAGGAGAAGGCCAUAUCAGAAGAACUGGCAGGAACGCUACGCGGUUUGUUCAUCUCAACUUUAGAACAUCGCCAUGCAAAGCUGUCCAACGAACAGGAGUUUUUGCUGUCGAUCGUGCGCCACGUAGACGAAACGAUGCGAAUGCAUGGAGGCGUGAAGUCGCUACGGAAUUCUCUCACCGAAGAGCAGAUUGCCUGCUGGCAUAAAAUGUUUGCCACAGUUUCCGGUGGGACCGGUAAGAAACAAUUCAAGAAACGAUCACUCACGGGCAAAGGUGCAGAACGAGACACAAAGCAAAGCAACAUCGUGUUUCACAUCUUGUUGAUGCAGAUGGGUUUGCAUCUAUUUAUCGAUCCCGAGCUGGCCUGCAGCUCGUUAAUAGAGCUAGAAUGCGUCAUGAAGAAGAUUGAAGAAAAAGCAAAGCAUCGUCAAAAAAGCAAUGGAGUACCGAGCAGCAUCAAGUAUGUUCAUAAAAAACAACAAAAAGAUGAAUAUCUGCUCGACGAGGAGGAAAGCGAACCAGAGUGGAUUGAGGUUGUGGUGGAUUUAUUCCUGAAUCUUUUGUCGCAAAAUUCGCAUCUGUUGCGAAAGGUGAUCGGGCACGUGUUUCCGCAUCUGUCGAGCGAGAUUACCUUGCCGGCGUUGAAUCAAAUUUUGUCGGUGAUUAACCUGAAGGACAAAUCAAAUCCGCUGGCGGUGCAAGGUGAAGAAGAAAAUGAAAGCGAAAUAGAAGAAGAAGAUAAGGAUAGCGACGAGGAAAUAAUGGAAAACGACAGUGUCGAAGACGUACUAGAUGAAGAAACAAACGAUAACGACAACGAAGAGGAAGAAGACGAGGACGACGAAAUCAUGGGCGACGAGGAGGAGGAAGAGAAUAUCACCGAUAACAUGCGACUGGCCGUACAGACAGCCCUGGGAGGUGCUAAUCCAGAAACAGACACUGAAUCAAUCGAUCUGGAUGAAAUGGAUGAAGAACAGGGACGUCAGUUGGAUGAGGCACUGGCGGCAGCCUUCCGAGCAUUUCGGAAGAAGUCUUCGCAUAAGCGAAAAGGACCUACUAAGGCCGAACAACAGAUGGAUGUGGUUCUAACUCACUUCCGGAUGCGCGUUCUGGAUCUGAUUGAUGCGUACCUAAAGCACGAACCGGACAUGAUACUUUGUCUCGAGCUGAUGCAGUACAUCUUUGAAAUGCUUCCGGUGGCGAUACGCGAGGAGGCAAAGUACGGUGUCAUUCUGAACCGGUACAAGCAGAUUUUCAACAAUCUUGUCCGAAUCAAGAAGUUCAAGAGCGACACCCAGUCUGUCCAGAUGGAGCAGCUCAGCAAGAUAUUACGCGAUCUAAUCGAAAAGGUCGCAAAAGGUGCUGCGUUCCCGGAGCGUAACCUGUACCUGAUGAAGGCGUGUCAGUUCAUAGUCAUUUGCAGCCAGAUGCUAAACAAACAACAAGCGAACGUAGAAGAGUCCAAUGUUGUGGAGAACACCUUUAAUGAACUACUGGGCGAAUUUCUAAUCAAUCGUAAUCCACCAAUUACGUUAUCCGUGUUUCAAAAUAUCUUCCGGAUGCAUUGGAACGGGAACUGGUGUCUAUUGGUCACAUUGGUGAAAGCUGGUUUAAAGGUAGCCUCAGUACGUGCUAUUCGUCGAAUUCAGACGCUCCAACUAAUGCGCGAGCUGCUGCGGAAUCGAAGACUUAUAAAUUCCGACCAGCCAAGGUCUGCCCGUUUAAUGCGUGAAAUUUGUGCCAACUCUCUUACACCAUACAUUACGGACUUGGAAGCGGCCAUCAUUGCGGGAGACCGUACGAUCGGGCAGAAUGAGGUAUAUGAAUUGAUGGAAGUAUUGGUAGAAAUUUAUGGCUUAUCCUCCGUAUUGUGUAAAUCGGAGAACGAGGAUAAGAAGAAAGGUAAAAAGCAACCACAGCAGUUUCUUCGCUGGGAAAAGAUUGGCUUACAAGUACAGGCAAUGCGCCGAUUUGUAUUAACUUCACAAACAAUGACCUGUUAUCGUAAGCUCUGUCAACGGUUGAAUUUAGAACCUAUUGGCAAUGAAGGACUUCCGGUGGUUGAAAAAAAUGUAUCUACUACAAAUGUAGAAUCAGCAGACAGAGCCAAGAAUGGCGAUAGCAAGAAGGUCAAAUCAAAGAAUCAGAAAAAAAUCAAUGGAACAGUCGAUUUGGAAGAGGAUGUCGGAAACAACGAUGAAACAGUGGUCACGAUGAUAAAUGGGCAUGGCAAUAGUGCUUCUGCUGACGAAGAUUAUAAUGAUGAUGAAGAGCUCAUGGAAGAUGGUAAAGCACAGAAUCAAGAACACGGUACACCCAACGGCGUUAAUCGGAAGCGCAAGAAAGAGAAGAAAAAUGGAGAAGUAAAAGGAUUAUCUAAGAGAGACAAGCGCCGUCGAAAAGAAGUACUACUACAAGCGGCUUCGGUGGGUAUGGAAGAAAUUUCGUUUGUUAAUAUUGAUAGGGAGGCAUGAAGAGCUGUACACGUACGAGAGAAAUUAAGAUAAGCGAACUU
Molecule: messenger RNA, 4028 nt
Organism: Anopheles nili
Lineage: Eukaryota; Metazoa; Arthropoda; Insecta; Diptera; Culicidae
Gene: Mybbp1A
Product: myb-binding protein 1A
Exons: 2
Coding region: 1-3987 (1328 amino acids)
Biological process (GO): regulation of DNA-templated transcription
Cellular component (GO): nucleolus
Molecular function (GO): transcription corepressor activity; transcription factor binding; RNA binding
Source: RefSeq, a predicted model, not a curated record